This is a messenger RNA of Uloborus diversus, 2186 nucleotides long. Its product is annotated as O-acyltransferase like protein-like. The transcript has 11 exons. NCBI's taxonomy places the organism in Eukaryota, Metazoa, Arthropoda, Arachnida, Araneae, Uloboridae. The coding region runs from base 172 to 1518 and encodes 448 amino acids. The record is from RefSeq and is a predicted model, not a curated record. Gene Ontology annotation, molecular function: acyltransferase activity, transferring groups other than amino-acyl groups.
GUCCUCGGCACUGUACUGGAUGCAUAUUUUUACAUCAGAAUACCUCACUAUUCCGGAAGCCACAAAAAUAAAUUUUUGCAGAUAAUCCUUGCCUUUUCCGUGUACAGUAACACGAAGAAGCUAUUUCGAACGGAAAAGAACCCAAACGGAGAUAUUUCAGUCAUCAAUGGAAUGUAUGUUGUUGGGACCUUUCUCGUCGUUAUCUACCACACAUAUUUCCUACCAUUCUUCCUUCUAUUUUCUAGUCAUGGUUCAAAUCUCGGUCAUUAUUUGAAAGAUUUUGAUUUCACGUUGAUCGUCAAUAUGGGAAUCAGUAUUGAAGCCUACUUUCUAUUCUCGGGAAUUUUGUUAGCGUAUCCCAGAUUUCGCAGACAAGAAAAGAAAGUCAACAUACGUAUCAUCAAGCUCAUAGUCCGACGCUACAUCAGGUUAUGUCCCUCUUUGCUUCUAAUCCUGGGGAUCAUAGUCGCUCUGCCGCUGCUCGGAUCUGGACCAGUUUAUGCAGAUAUCUUCGAAGCUGCGGCUGACAACACCAGGAAAUGGUGGUGGACAUACGCAUUGAUGUUCAACAACUUCUUGCCUGUCAAAGAUCAGAAUUUCUUGUACCUUUGGUUCAUUCCAUGCCUGAUGCAAAUAACGAUUGUUGGUGCUUUAUUUUUGUGGCUGAUAGCAAAGUUUCCGAAAUUUGGAAUCUUUGUUACUAUAGCAGCUGGAAUUAUAUGCAACAUAAUCGUAGGAGUACAAACUGCAUUAAAGCAUUUUCCACCAACGUACUCCAUUUAUUACUACCACGAUAGAGAGUACUUCGAAGAGCCAAUUUACACUGCCCCACUUAAUCACGUGCUUACUUAUGGAAUUGGAAUGAUAUUGGGAUAUUAUAUGGCAAAAAAUCCCGUCCUCAAGUGGUCUAAGAAACAUGUAGUCUUUGGAUGGAUCGUUUCCUUGUUGUUGACUGUAGGAGUACAGUUAGUGUGUUAUGUUUGGCAUGAGGGCCUUCAGCCUGACCCAGUGGCAGCCGCCAUUUACGCAGCAACACAUCGCACAGCCUUCACACUCGGACUGGCAUGGAUCAUUCUUGCCUGUACACAUGGGUAUGGAGGUGCUUUUGCAAAGAUUUUAAGUUGGAAAGGAUUCGUACCACUCAGCAAAUUAGGAUACUUUGGGUACCUAAUUCACUAUAUCGUCAUCACUCACCACGUAUCUAUGGCACGAGUACCCCUCAUGUACUCACAUUAUGAAGUGUGGAUGCGAUUCUGUGGCUAUUCAUUCUUAACAUUCCUAUCUGCUUUUGUACUUUAUAUCACAUUUGAGCAACCUCUGGUGUCCAUAGAAUCAUUAUUUUGGCCACGCAGACCGGAUGAUUCGGCAAGCCAGAUUCAUUUACCACGGAACAUUAAAGUCAGUGACCUUGUUGUUGUGAAGCACAGUGACAAUGAAGCAGAAAAUAGCAUGAGGCCAUCUUCAAACGGAUCAUCCUUAUCACGAAGAGAAGCAACUGACGAACAUUCAAGGCUUUGAAAAGAACUUAACACAUUAUACAAACAGUACAGUGAUUGGUUGCGUUUAUUUAGAGCAACUGGUCAACUGCGGUUAACCAGUGACUUACCAUGAGCAUUCUAAUAGUGCUACUGGUUAACUGUUAGUUGCCAAAGUUGUUCUAAUAGCUUCACUGGUCAUCCGCAAUUUAAGCUGUUUGAUAGAACCACGAGACAUUUUCAACCAAUGCAUAUUAACCAAAAGCGUGCGAUGGAGCAUCGGCUUGUCUGGUAAUCAAUCAGUUAAUAACCACCAACACAUUAGCUGUCGCCCGGUUGCUCUAUAUGAACGCAAGCAAAAUCAUACCUGAAAAGUCAUGUUAAUGUUCAGUUGAGACUUAAUGAUGAUAGUUUACUCAUUCCCAUAAAGACCACCAUUUUGAGCACACAACAAACACACUGGGGAACAAUUUUUAACAAUUUCUGUUGAAUUAAAAUUUUUGAGUUGCUUUAGAGUUGAAUAGGCUUGCUGAUUUCAUUGCUAAAUUUAUUCCACCAUGUCAGGAGUUUUCUCUGCAUCUUAUGUAAAUGAGAAUGCGAUUAAUUACAGUGGGAGAGCAUGUAUCACAGAAAUUCUUACUGCUCUCCUAUUAGCUGAAAUAAAUCUUUUCAGGUUGAUAUUAAGUGAUCCCUUUCUGAAAUAAUAUUACU